Molecule: messenger RNA, 869 nt
Organism: Suricata suricatta (meerkat)
Lineage: Eukaryota; Metazoa; Chordata; Mammalia; Carnivora; Herpestidae
Gene: PTPN18
Product: protein tyrosine phosphatase non-receptor type 18
Exons: 8
Coding region: 313-741 (142 amino acids)
Biological process (GO): peptidyl-tyrosine dephosphorylation
Cellular component (GO): cytoplasm; nucleus
Molecular function (GO): non-membrane spanning protein tyrosine phosphatase activity
Source: RefSeq, a predicted model, not a curated record
CUUUCUUGUCUAGGUGAUCCUGAUGGCAUGUUGAGAAAUGGAGGCUGAGCAGAACUCAGGAAAAUCUCUCAUCUCAAGUCAUACAUACAAUUGGUACAUGUAAUGCUGUUCUGUGAAUCAUUCAGGAAUGCUGCUAUAUGUGUCCUGGCCAGAUAUAGGAGUCCCUAGCAAUCCUGAACAUGUGCUCACCAUGGUGGAUGAAGCCCUUCGCCUCCAGGGAUAUGGCCCCAGGCCUCUGUGUCCACUGCAGAUUGUGGGUUAACAAGUGUCCUGUGCACUGUGGAUUCUGUAAAACAGUUGUUCCUGACUCAGAUGAUCCCACCUAACUGCAGCCUCUUCAACAUGAUCAUGGAAAUGAGAAAGCAGUGGCCUGUAGUUGUGCAGACACAGGAGCAUCUCAGUACCCGGGGCCAGGCUCUUGCUAUGGCCAACACGGACACAUACGCAGUGGUGCAGAAGCGCCGGGCGCCCCCCGGGGCGGAGGCGGGGGCGCGGGCACGCGGCGCGGAGGAGGCCCCGCUCUACAGCCAGGUGGUACAGCGCGCGCAGCGGCCGCAGGCACACGCAGAGGACGCGCGGGGGACGCUGCCCGGUCGUGUUAUGUCUGACCAAAGCCCCGCUGGGGCUGACACCUACGAGGACGUGGUGGAUGGAGCUCAGACCAGCAGGCUAGGCUUCAACCUGCGCAUUGGAAGGCCUAAAGGGCCCCGGGAUCCCCCUGCUGAGUGGAGCCAGGUGUGAGUGCUGCACCCCUGCCUGCCUGUUGCCCCACGUGGCCACCUGGACUGCUGACGGCCAUUCUCUGCUGUGUGAAGUGUUGGGAAUGGGAGAUGGUUCUGGAUCAAAAUAAAAGUUUCUCAGGGUGGAAA